AUGACAUUGUUGAUUGCGGAAGUUUCCAAGCCCUCUAUUGCAGAUUUCCAGGUUUGCACAAACAAGUCUCUUCCAGUGAAGAAACAUGGGAUUGGGAAAGGUUUAAUGACCGUGUGGCGUGCUACAAAUCCUGAUGCUGGAGAUUUUCCUAGCAGUUUAAAUUUCAGCAGUGAAGGUGCUGAUGUAUGUUCCAGUUUGACUUUGUCAAAAUCCCAAGAACCAUCAAAUCCAGUGAAACGGUUACAGCAUCAACGGCUUAUUACGAAACGGAGAAGGUUGUUAUCAUGCAAUAAAAAGAUAUCCUCUGUAAAAAGAAGAAAGGUAGAACAUAAGAAGGAUGACAAAGAUGAAAAUAAAAAAAAGCCCCUUAAAGCGGAUUGCAAACUGGCACUAGUAGGGUUGAGGUCUGAACGAGACCUGAGUGAAUUAGUUUCAUUAGUGGAUGAUGAGGAGCUGGAGCUGAGAGAGUUGCGGGCAGGGCCAAAUCCUGUCACUUGUUCCGCUCAUCUAGCUACAGAGGGACUGCACAGUUGUUCUCUUUGCAAAGAUUUGCUUGCUAAGUUUCCUCCGCAUUCCGUCAAGAUGAAUCAACCAUUCUGUACGCACCCUUGGGACUCUUCACCACAGCUUGUCAAGAAACUAUUCAAGGUCUUCCAUUUCUUGUAUACUUAUGCUGCUGAUAUAGGCUUAUACCCCUUUACCCUUGAUGAGUUUGCUCAAGCAUUUUACGGAAAGGACUUCUUGUUGCUUGGAAAAGUUCAUGUGGCUCUUCUCAGGCUUCUUCUGUCAGAUAUUGAAACAGAGUUUAAUAAUGGAUUCCCUUGCCGCAUGAGCAAAGAUUGCCGGUUUCUUGUGCUUCUCCAUUCGGUAGAACACCUAGAAUUUAUGGUGCAGUUCUGGAGUAGUUCUCUGAAUGCUCUUACAUGGACAGAGAUAAUGCGCCAGGUUUUGGUUGCAGCUGGUUUUGGUUCAAAACAAGGUCCAUUACGGAGAGGAGCUCUUCUGAAGGAAGGGAGUCCUAUGGAUAAAUAUGGCUUCCGUCCUGGUACUUUGAAGGGUGAGUUGUUCAGUAUUUUGUCUGAGCAAGGAAAUAGUGGUUCGAAAGUUUCUGAGUUGGCCAAGGCUUUACAGAUUGUUGAAUUAAAUCUUGCUAGCACAACUGAUGAACUGGAACGUCUAAUAUAUUCAACACUUUCAAGUGACAUUACUUUAUUCGAGAAGAUCUCAACUUCUGCAUAUCGUCUUCGUGUUAAUCCUCUUAUCAAAAAGGAAGGAGAUUUUCAACCAAAUACUGAGGAUUCUGGAAGUGUUGAUGACGACUCAGGAGAAACCACCUCAAAUAGCAGCGCAGAUGAUUCUGAUGAAUCUGAGUUGGACUCAGCAGCAAACAAUCUAAGUUUAGUCAAGUAUAAGGGAUGUCGUAAAAGGAAAAGCAAUAUGUUGACUGUGUACACUGAAAUUGAUGAGAGCCAUUCAGGAGAAGUUUGGGUUUUGGGCUUGAUGGAUGGGGAAUAUUCAGAUCUAAGCAUUGAAGAGAAGCUUAAUGCCUUGGUGGCUUUGGUUGAUCUUACAAGUUCUGGAUCCAGUCUAAGAAUGGAGGGUCUUGUAAAAUCUGUUAGAGAAAGUAUUCCUGAUAUUUGGCAUCAUGGUUCUGGAGCAAAAAUAAAGAGAUCAUCAGCAAAGAGGCAGAACUUGAUAAUGUCGGGUCACUUUGGACCAUUGCAUGGUAUGAAGGAAACUUGUGUAUCACCAGAGUUUCUUCCAGUUGAUUCCUCUGUGCUGAUCUCAAGGGCGAUUGGAAAGGAUAAUGAUUUAUUGGGCAUGAAUGGCUUUCAGAAAAAAUUUGCAGAAGCAACAGAAGAAUUGGGCUCUGUUGUGCAUCCGUUACAAUCUGUUUAUUUAGGGUCUGAUCGUAGGUACAACAGGUAUUGGCUUUUCUUGGGCCCUUGUGAUGCUAAAGAUCCAGGCCAUAGGAGAGUUUAUUUUGAGUCAUCUGAAGAUGGUCACUGGGAGGUUAUCGAUACCAAAGAGGGUUUAUAUUCUCUGCUGUCAGUUUUGGAUGGUAGGGGCAGACGGGAAGCACAGCUCCUUGCUUCUUUGGAGAAGCGGGAAGCUUUUCUACGCCAAGCAAUGACCAAUAAAGAAGAAUCUGGUAAUGAAACUAGGCAAUCCUUAGAGUCUGAUCUUUCAGAGAUAGACAUUGUUACCCUUGAAGGUUCUUCGCCCGUCUCCUAUAUAGAUAACAAUCUUUGUGUUCCUGAGACUGCAAACCAUUCUCGAGCUUCAUCUGCUGCCUUAGUUAUGGAACUUGGGAAGAACGGAGAGGAUCAAAUAGAAAAGUGGAACCACCUUCAAGCAUUUGAUGCAUGGAUAUGGGAUUCUUUUUACUCAAAUCUUAAUGCUGUUAAACAGGGCAAAAGAUCUUAUCUCGACUCGCUCACUCGGUGUAAUAGUUGUCAUGACCUAUACUGGAGAGAUGAAAGGCAUUGUAAGAUAUGCCAUACUACAUUUGAGCUAGAUUUUGAUCUCGAAGAAAGGUAUACCAUCCAUGUUGCUACAUGUAGAGAACAAGACACUGAUAAGUUUCCGAAGCAUAGAGUUCUGUCAUCACAGUUGCAGUCACUCAAAGCUGCAAUUCAUGCAAUUGAGGCAGUUAUGCCUGAAGAAGCUUUUGUGGGUGCUUGGAAAAGGUCUGCACAAAAACUCUGGGUCAAGCGGCUCAGACGUGCCUCCUCCACGCCUGAAUUUUUGCAGGUUCUCACUGAUUUUGUUGGUGCUAUCAAUGAAGACUGGUUGAACAAAUGUUGCUUUGGGCUUGGUUCUAAUACGGCUCUGGAUGAGGUCAUUGUAUUCUUUCCAACUAUGCCACAAACAACAUCUGCUCUUGCACUCUGGUUGGUCAAAUUGGAUGCCCUGAUCGCUCCUCAUUUGGAAAAAAUGAACUCCAAAAACGCACAGGAAAACAGUGCCACCAAAGCAAGAGUUUCAGGAAGACCUGCUCCCAGAUAAUAGAUAUACACACCCAUAAGAUGAUGAGAGGAGAAGUCUUUUGCUGUAUACUCAGGUGGCAAAUAGUAAUACUAGUCUGUCCAUCUUCACUACCAAAGGUUAAAGGGGCAUGAGGCCUACAGUUGUACAAGAAGGUAAAUUUUUGAGCUGUUAAUAAUCAAGGAGCAGUCACAGGCUUCAUUUGCCUGGGCACAUGAUAUGAUUGAAUUAUUCUUUAGAUUGUACAAAAGCGUGCUUUGGCAUCAGUUCAUUUUUUACCACUGUAGGACUCAGGAGGUUCGAGUAUGAUAGGUUGUUUAACAUGGAUUUUUGGCAGAAGGUUUUGGGUACAUUAGUAAUCACCUGGUUUCUUUAUGAAUUCACAUUGUAAGAUCAAAUUUCAAAUAUUUUCUAGUGAGGGAGUGGAAGUAA
This is a messenger RNA of Macadamia integrifolia, 3420 nucleotides long. RefSeq names its product homeobox-DDT domain protein RLT3. The transcript has 15 exons. Gene Ontology annotation, cellular component: nucleus; transcription regulator complex. Gene Ontology annotation, biological process: regulation of transcription by RNA polymerase II. Gene Ontology annotation, molecular function: DNA-binding transcription factor activity, RNA polymerase II-specific; RNA polymerase II cis-regulatory region sequence-specific DNA binding. Lineage: Eukaryota; Viridiplantae; Streptophyta; Magnoliopsida; Proteales; Proteaceae. The record is from RefSeq and is a predicted model, not a curated record. The coding region runs from base 1 to 3009 and encodes 1002 amino acids.